Messenger RNA from Chilo suppressalis (striped riceborer), 3960 nucleotides. The record is from the annotation of a GenBank genome assembly. NCBI's taxonomy places the organism in Eukaryota, Metazoa, Arthropoda, Insecta, Lepidoptera, Crambidae.
UCGGUGAACGCGCGUAGGCGGCGCAGGUGUUUUAGCGUUAUCUUAACGUAAACAAAAAAAUAACAAGUGAAAUUUUCGCUGUAAUAAAAGAUUUAACUAUGAAUGACUUAUUUGUUAACAUUGCAUAAAUGUACAACUAAUUGUCCUCAUUGAAAGGGACAACUGCGUUACUUUUAUAAAAAGUGCCGCUCGCUACCCAGUGCUAGUGCUCGCUACCUACUACAGAACGCAUCUUGUUGUGUUCAUAAGUGGUUAUUGUGACUGCAUGUGUGACUGAUUGUUAGCGACUACUAUGAAAUACAAUAAAAACUGAUGUGUGUAUAAUUCAAUAAAAUUAGCGCUGCGUGCCGGCCGCCGCGCCGGCGUCGGUGCUGGCGUGCGGCGUGCCCCGACGCCUCCGAUGAGAUCGGCCGGUCCCGGUCCCGGUCCCGGUGAGGAGGUGACCGCGCCGGCGUCGGUGCUGGCGUGCGGCGCGGGCGAGUGGGCGUGCGCGGACCGCUCGCGCUGCGUGCCGGCCGCCUGGCGCUGCGACACCCACACGCACUGCCCCGACGCCUCCGAUGAGAUCGGCUGCGGUCAGUACACACCGCACACUAUGUAUACUGGUCCCGGUCCCGGUCCCGGUCCCGGUCCCGGUGAGGAGGUGACCGCGCCGGCGUCGGUGCUGGCGUGCGGCGCGGGCGAGUGGGCGUGCGCGGACCGCUCGCGCUGCGUGCCGGCCGCCUGGCGCUGCGACACCCACACGCACUGCCCCGACGCCUCCGAUGAGAUCGGCUGCGGUCAGUACACACCGCACACUAUGUAUACUGGUCCCGGUCCCGGUCCCGGUCCCGGUGAGGAGGUGACCGCGCCGGCGUCGGUGCUGGCGUGCGGCGCGGGCGAGUGGGCGUGCGCGGACCGCUCGCGCUGCGUGCCGGCCGCCUGGCGCUGCGACACCCACACGCACUGCCCCGACGCCUCCGAUGAGAUCGGCUGCGGUCAGUACGCACCGCACACUAUGUAUACUGGUCCCGGUCCCGGUCCCGGUCCCGGUCCCGGUGAGGAGGUGACCGCGCCGGCGUCGGUGCUGGCGUGCGGCGCGGGCGAGUGGGCGUGCGCGGACCGCUCGCGCUGCGUGCCGGCCGCCUGGCGCUGCGACACCCACACGCACUGCCCCGACGCCUCCGAUGAGAUCGGCUGCGGUCAGUACGCACCGCACACUAUGUAUACUGGUCCCGGUCCCGGUCCCGGUCCCGGUGAGGAGGUGACCGCGCCGGCGUCGGUGCUGGCGUGCGGCGCGGGCGAGUGGGCGUGCGCGGACCGCUCGCGCUGCGUGCCGGCCGCCUGGCGCUGCGACACCCACACGCACUGCCCCGACGCCUCGGCUCGAUGCGCGACGCCCGAGGGCGGACACUUCCAGUGCGUGCCUGUGGGCGCCUUUUGCGACGGAAAGAGGGACUGCCGCGACGGCAGCGACGAGUGGGACCAGUGUGCCAAAUAUAGCUCGGAGUCGUGCGCAGAUCUGAACUGCGCUCGAGGUUGCCGCGCCACACUAUCGGGCCUCGCCUGCUUCUGCGAGCCCGGCUUCGAACCGCACGACGGCCGAUGUGAUGAUCCGGAGUCUCAGCCGCUGUCCCUCCUGGUGGCCACGGAGCACGGCCUCCGGCGAGUGACGCCCUCCCCCUCCCCCUCCCCCACCCCCUCCCCCUCCCCCUCCCCCGCGCCCGCGCCUCCAACCAAUCGCACUGCGCUGCAGGCUCUCCACGUGCGAGCCUUCGACUUCCUCUACUCCAACAAGUCAGUAUGCUACGUGCACCACAACGUGAGUCGCGCUGGAUUGGUGUGCGUCGAUGCUGAUGAUUUGUCGCGUCGACGCAAUCUGCCUACACCCGAUCUAUUCCCCGACAUCGACUACGUGCGCGUGGACUGGGUGUCGGGCAGCUGGUACCUGUACGACUGGUCCCGCAGCGUGCUGUACGUGUGCUCCGCUUCGAUGCAGCACUGCCGCGUGCUGCUGCAGCACCGCCUCUCAAGAAUGCAUGGGCUCGCUCUCGAUCCAACUGCGGGGUUCAUGUUCUGGUCGGUGUGGGGCGGGGCGGCGGCCGCCCUGGAGCGCGGCGACCUGUCGGGGGGCGGGCGGGCCGCGCUGGCCGCGCACCGGCUCGUGUACCCGUCGGGCGUGUGCGUGGACAUCCCCGCCCGGCGCGUGUACUGGGCGGACGCGUACCUGGACACGCUGGAGUGCGCGCGGUACGACGGCACGCAGCGCCGCACGCUGGCCAGGCUGCCCACUUCCCAGAACGUGCACCAGUUAAGCGUGCUAGGCAGCGUAGUGUACGCGCCGGAUCUAUCCGGCUCCAUACUGGGCAUCGAGGACCGGCCCCCACUGGCGGGGGGCGCGGGGGGCGCGGGGGGCGCGGCCGGGGUGGGGGCCAGGGCGGAGCCUACACCGGUCAUCAAACUGUCGGGCAAGGGGCUCGCUGUGGCAGUCUACCAUAGGCAGGCGCAACCUGUAGUGUCUCACCCGUGCGCUCGCGACAACGGGGGCUGCGACCACAUCUGCGUGACGUCACACCGCGGCCGCACCGCGUACGCGCGCUGCCUGUGCUCACACGGGUACCGGCUGCACUCACAUGGGGACUGUUUGCAGGCGUGGAGAUGUCCAGUUACCUUGUACUGGCUCGCGGCACCCCGCCCAUGGUGCAGGCUCUACCCAUUCCCGGCGUGGCGAGGGGGCGGGGGAGGGGGAGGGGGAGGGACGCAGCGCUCGGAGGUGCCGCUGGAUGCAGCCGCUCCUGCCACGCAUCUCACGCGCCCCUCCACGGCCGCCGUCGACAUUAAGGCCGGCAUGUUGUACUACUGCGAUGUGCACAGGUAUGAGAUCGUACGACAGCGGCUCGACGGCGGCGGCCGGGAGGUGUUCAUCAACGAGGACGUCGACAACUGUGAAGGCCUCGCCAUCGACAGGCGGGUUAUUGUACUGGACGGACGCGGCCCUCGGCCGGGUUUCGGCAGCCCGCCUCUCGGACGCGCGGCUGCGGGUCACCCUCAUAUCCGGCCCCAUGGACCGCACUGACCGCACUGACCGCACUGACCGCACUGACCGCACCGACACCAACUCCAGCUCGGCCAGCGAGCGCCGCGACUACAGCCCGCGCUCCAUCGCGCUGCACCCGCAGAGAGGGUCUAUAUCUCAAAAUAAUAUAUAUUUUACCGUUCGUUGCAUGUAUUUUUUCCGUCCGCUGCCUCUCCUAUAAUGUCCUUCCUAAUGUUACGUUUACGUUUGGUCGUUAGCCCGAAUGCGCGCGCCGAUGGUAUUAGGGUAAUGAGCGGAGUCGAGUGAGUACGUAUUCGGGUAGGUUUCGUUUUGGUUACCCGACACCGUCUUUCAGCCCGUAUACCAGUGUAAAUAUUGCUUCGGGUGCCCGAAUCGGAGUAAUGUAUUUCGUGCACCCGAAUACGAGCUAACGACCGAGUGCAAUCGAACAAUAAGUAGUGGUUUUUUGUGUUACUCUAAAAGGGCCACAAACGAAGAAUCUUGCUGAUAAAUUAAUUUAUCACUUUCAAAAAAUAAUGCUUAUCAUCAAACACAGCUUGAGGAGACUUCAUGCUUAAAUUUCACAUGAAAGACGUGACACCAUAAGAUACAUAUUUUUGCACUACCUACUCUGCUGUGAUGAACGAUCAAAAGACAAGUAAAACGGUUGAUAAUGCAUCUGUUAAAUUUCUAUACUAAUAUUUUGUUUUUGAACGAACACCGAUCUGUACAGAGGUGGCGCGCGCAUGGCUACGUCCUCGAUGGCACGAUAAUAUUGUCUAUACAGUAUCGUGACUCGGCCCUGUCCUUGAAAUAACUGCCUACGGCCGAGCGGGGCGUUAACACGCGGUAGGGCUGCCCGCCAACAGUAUUUUAAUUUCAUCUACAUAAUUGAGUUUCUUUCUUUAUUUAAUUGACGACCUCCGUGGUCGAGUGGUUUGUAC